AUGGUCUACACCAUCGUUGUCCACAUGCGCGCCAAGCCCGACGAGGAGAGCAUCAACAAGCUGCACGCCAAGCUCCUCGAGGCCUCGGCCGUCUACUCCAAGGACAAGGAGACCCUCUCCUGGUUCGUGAUGCAGAGCGUCCACGACAAGCAGGACUUCUGCAUCGUCGAGCGCUACCUCAACGAGGGCUCCCAGAAGUACCACCUCGAGAACCCCUACUGGAAGACCUUCGACCCCUACGUCAUCCCCUUGCUCGAGAAGGAGAUGGAUCUCCGCCGGUUCGAGGAGCUGGUGCCCGGCGAGGAGCAGAAGCAGUAG
Messenger RNA from Aspergillus aculeatinus CBS 121060, 318 nucleotides. Its product is annotated as putative quinol monooxygenase. The coding region runs from base 1 to 318 and encodes 105 amino acids. The transcript has 2 exons. Lineage: Eukaryota; Fungi; Ascomycota; Eurotiomycetes; Eurotiales; Aspergillaceae. The record is from RefSeq and is a predicted model, not a curated record.